GUAGACUUGCGCCGAUCAUUUGAAAUAGAAGAAGACAGUGGGCAGGUGUGGACAGUAGACUGCAUUUUCCACAAUUGUUUUUAUGCUUUUUAGUGCGAAUGCCGUAAUUGGAAAUGGAGUUGCAAAUCUCAGAGUCAAACGACCAUAUGAACAUUUACAUUUUAUCGGGAGAUAAACAUAUUUAAGAAUGUUUUGCGCAAAAUUGAAAGAUCUGAAAAUAUCUGGCGAAUGCCCCUUCUCCAGUGUAAGCCUGAACGAGGAGCCCGGAGACUUUGAGGAAUGUACAAGUGACAGUGAUGCAGAUGUGCUACCAAUUUCUAAGGAUGUAUAUGGAAAUAAAUGCAGCGGACUGCCUCAAAGAAGAACCAGCAGGACUAAAGUUAAUCUUCAUACGUUAGGAGACAGCAUCCGAAAAUUAGUAUGUCCUGAGUUUCAAAGACUACAUUCUGCCUUCAUACAAAUGAUGAAACAGCAUACAUUAACCAUGAAAUGCCCAGCAGUGUGGUAUGCAGACAUCUGUCAAAACAGGAGCAUUGAUAAGCCAGAGCACUUACUGGAAAUCAUGACAACUGUUUCUAGCAAAACAGGUAUUGAAAUAGACACUUUGAAAGUGUUGCUUGGUGAAGAACUCUUUAGAACAUGCUACAAGGAGGACGGUCAUAUUCUGAGGGUGGUCGGAGGAGCACUCCAUGACUUCUUGAACAGCUUCAACGUCCUCCUAAAACAAGGCACAUCGCCACCGGCAACCACCAGCGACGCGUGUGUUAAUGAAUCCUCAGUGCUCUGCUUGGACAAAGACCCUGGACUCCUCACUGUUUACUUCUUCAACCCUCACCCAACCACGGAGCUCUACUUUCCUGGGGUGAUAAAAGCAGCCGCCAGCCUACUGUACCACACCUCUGUGGAGGUGCUUAUGGAACCCCCCGGGGCCAAGGACAGCACCCUGCAGUCCAGCCCGCAGCCCAGACUCCUCUACUCGGUGGUAGUGAAGGACACCAAGAGCCUGAGCCCUAGUCCUCUCAGGUCCACUUCUGCCGGGACCCUCCCCACCUCGCUGUUUUCCACCAUCUUUCCUUUCCACCUCUUCCUGGACCAGGACCUGGGCCUGUUGCAAAUUGGAGAAGGCCUCCGGAAGAGGCUUAACAGGAAGGACAGCCCCAGAAGGCCUGCCACAUUUCAGGAACACUUCUGCAUUAUUGCUCCCCAGAUCAAGUGCACCUUCCAGGGCAUUCUGACCAUGCUCAAUACCCAGUUUAUGAUCAGGAUCAAGCAUGGGACAUCCACCAAGGACAAAACAGGAAAGCCCAUGGACCUGAAAGGCCAGAUGAUCUACGUCUCAGAGUCCAACGCCAUCUUGUUCUUGGGAUCUCCAUGUGUGGACAAGCUGGACGACCUGACCGGCCGUGGCCUGUAUUUGUCGGACAUCCCCAUCCACAAUGCCCUGAGGGAUGUGGUCCUGGUUGGGGAGCAGGCAAAAGCGCAGGACGGCUUGAAGAAGCGUCUGGGCAAGGCCAUGGCCGCCCUGGAACAUGCUCACCUAGCCCUUGAAGAGGAGAAAAAGAGGACCGUGGACCUUCUCUUCACCAUCUUCCCUGGCACGGUGGCCCAGCAGCUGUGGCAAGGACAAACGGUGCAGGCCAAGAAGUUCGACCAUGUCACCAUGCUCUUCUCAGAUAUUGUGGGUUUCACUGCUGUGUGCUCGCGAUGCACGCCCAUGCAGGUGAUCACCAUGCUCAGCGAGCUCUACACCAGGUUUGACCACCAUUGUGGCGAGCUUGAUAUAUACAAGGUGGAGACUAUUGGUGAUGCCUACUGUGUGGCUGGUGGCCUGCACAAGGAGAGCGAGACUCACGCUGUCCAGAUUGCACUAAUGGCUCUGAAGAUGAUGGAGCUUUCUGAUGAGGUCACAACCCCCACUGGGGAUCCAAUCAGAAUGCGCAUCGGCCUGCAUUCUGGCUCGGUCUUGGCGGGUGUCGUUGGGGUGAUGAUGCCACGCUACUGUCUAUUUGGGAACAAUGUCACCCUGGCAAAUAAGUUUGAGUCCUGUAGUGUUCCCAGAAAGAUCAAUGUCAGCCCAACAACCCACAGUUUGCUGAAAGAUUGUCCAGAGUUUACAUUCAUUCCCCGGAGCAGACAGGACCUUCCGCCCAACUUUCCUGAAGAUAUUCCUGGAGUUUGUUACUUCCUGGAGGCUUCUGAUCAAUGGCCCAACCAAAUUAAGAAUGACUCUCAAAGAGAGAAGCAGUAAACUUUGCAUAAAAUGCCACAAUAAAAGUGCAUUGUGAAAUUAGAACAUAGCCGCUGUAUUCUGCUUUAGGUAACUUACUAUAUAUCGCUUGAAAUGUGGGGUUUUAAUAACAGUUAUUAGUUAUGACAUGCUAUUUAGUGAGCACAAUUUUAUUUACAUCAUAUUAAUCACGUCAUUCCUUUGUCACAAAAUGAAGGUUUGAACCACAUAGUAAAUUAUGAUGCCAUGGCUAGAUCGACUUGAAUGUUCAACCAUUCCAAUAAACAUUGAUUACCGUUGUUAUUGUUUGUAUUGUAAUCAAACUAUUAAUAAAUAUUGUGAAUAAC
Hypomesus transpacificus is the source of this 2574-nucleotide messenger RNA. RefSeq names its product guanylate cyclase 1 soluble subunit alpha 1 (gene gucy1a1). The record is from RefSeq and is a predicted model, not a curated record. Bases 188 to 2248 code for a protein of 686 amino acids. Gene Ontology annotation, biological process: cGMP biosynthetic process; response to oxygen levels. The transcript is spliced from 8 exons. Gene Ontology annotation, cellular component: guanylate cyclase complex, soluble. Gene Ontology annotation, molecular function: heme binding; guanylate cyclase activity. Lineage: Eukaryota; Metazoa; Chordata; Actinopteri; Osmeriformes; Osmeridae.